Messenger RNA from Brienomyrus brachyistius, 3544 nucleotides. It is a transcript of the gene tmem41b, whose product is annotated as transmembrane protein 41B. The transcript has 7 exons. NCBI's taxonomy places the organism in Eukaryota, Metazoa, Chordata, Actinopteri, Osteoglossiformes, Mormyridae. The record is from RefSeq and is a predicted model, not a curated record. Gene Ontology annotation, cellular component: endoplasmic reticulum membrane. The coding region runs from base 126 to 977 and encodes 283 amino acids.
GGCUGUGCGCUUGGGGUGAAAGGUCACGGAACCGGUGCGGAAAAGGACGCCCUUAAACCUUGCUUCGAUCUGCUGUUUCGCGAGGAGUGGCAGCUAUCCUGAGAGGGAACCUCGGCAACACGAAAAUGGCGAAGAAGCGGAGAGGGAAGCAAGAGGCGGACGUCGAUACGACGGAAAAGCUAUCGGAGAAGGAUACGAAGCCAGGGGGCGAUUCUUUGAAAGGGUUUGUAUCCUCUAAAGGAGGCUCCGCUCGCAUGUCUCUCCUUAUUCUGCUCUUCAUCUUCACGUGCGCUGCCUCCGUCAUGUAUCUAGUGUACCAGAAUUUCCCAGAGCUCAGUGAAGACGAGCGAGAAAAGAUGAAGAUCCCCAAAGAUAUGGACGAUGCCAAGGCCUUGGGCACAGUACUAUCCAAAUACAAGGACACUUACUACACCCAAGUGCUCAUCGCUUACUUCGCUACAUACAUCUUCCUUCAAACCUUUGCCAUCCCCGGCUCCAUUUUCCUCAGUAUCCUCUCUGGCUACCUCUACCCCUUCCCCCUGGCCCUCUUUCUGGUCUGCCUGUGUUCUGGGCUGGGAGCUUCCUUCUGCUACAUGCUGUCGUACUUGGUGGGAAGGCCGGUCGUGCAUAAGUACCUGACUGAGAAAGCUCAGAAAUGGUCUCAGCAGGUGGACAAGCACAGAGAACAUCUGAUUAAUUACAUAAUCUUCCUCCGAAUCACACCCUUCCUCCCCAACUGGUUUAUUAACAUCACUUCUCCAGUCAUCAACGUUCCCCUAGGUGUCUUCUUCCUAGGGACUUUCUUUGGAGUAGCCCCUCCAUCCUUCGUGGCGAUCAAUGCCGGCACCACCUUAUACAAGCUGACCACAGCUGGGGAGGCCGUAUCCUGGAAUUCUCUGGCUGUGCUCGGGGUACUAGCUGUGCUUUCCAUCCUGCCCGUCUGCUUCCAGAAGAAGCUUCAGCAGAAGCUGGAGUAGGCCGUCCCACCUCACUCUGCUUCACCCAGCCCAAACCCUGCAACCGUAAGCAGUUUGGAAGCUCCCCUUGGAAGCGGCUGAGUCUCCAUGGAUUUUUGCCGCUGGUACUUUCGCCACUUCUCUCCUUUUCUCUAUCUGUUGACUCAAGUGUUUCUCAAGAUGCUUUUGGAUUUUCACCCAUCAGCCUUUGAGCUCCAGGUGCUGCUACGCAAAUGGGACCCCCCCCCCCCCGUCCUCGUAGUCAAUGAAGGACAGUCUUUCUUUGUCCACACCAAAACCUGCUAUUACCAUUUACUUUUAGUUUUCAAAUUAAAGAAUAGAACAUUUGUAUAUAUUUUUUCCAGGUCAUUAUCCUCAGAAAUGUUUAACUCUUCUAUGAAACUUUAAUGGAAUUUAAAAAAAAAAAGUUUUAAGGUUUAAUAUAUAUGUAAUACUUGUCCUUUUACGGGAGCUUCUGCACACCAUGUGUAACUUAAGCAAUAUCUCUACUGGUCUGACUUAUUUAUGUGACUGAAAUGACUGGGCAUUUUUGCUAUGGAUUGUCAUUCUGAUUCAGUGUCAUUAAUUUUAUUAGAUUUCUGCAUAAUUAUCUUUGAUUCGUUGGUUGUUAGACACCAGGUGUUCAGAAAUGACAUUCUUUGCGACUUCUGAUGAGACUUGCGUGCAUUUAACAGUGGAUAACAUUUUAGCAUCAAUUUAAAUGACUCCUUCCGACCACCCAAGAGGCCAACUCCAGGCUGCAAGAUAUACAUUUAGAUGUUUUAUUUUGUUAUUAUUUUUAUGUAGGAUAUCGGCCCUCGCUGGUAAUGUGCGAUUUAGAGAUGGUUGCUUUUGGCUUUAUGAAUUAAUAUGAAAAUAGUGACCUAAAAAGUAUGACUGCUUAAGUUCACUCCUGUGGUUAUGCAGUCCUGUAAUAUUUGGUCAUUCAUGUAUUCAAUUUAAGUUCAAUUCAAUUUUAAAUUUAAAUUUGUAUCUAAUUUUGACCUUAAAGAAUUUUGCAAUUACCUGUCAUUUGUCGAAUACACUACUGAUUACCCUGUAGGGUAACCCCAGAGUAUCAAGUACCCUGUUUUUUCUCGCUUGUCUCAGUUUUUGCCCUCUUACAUAUAUAUAAUGUCUUCUUAUUUAUAAUAUGACAGAAAGUAGCUGAUCUAAACCCAUUCGCAUCAUUAUGAAUCGAUUUUAUCAAUCUGCUGGUUAAACUUUAAAUGUAUGGCGACGUACUUCAAAAAGUUUCGGUUUAAUUACUGGUCUUAACUUUUUCAUGGUGUGCGUUCAGUUAAUGUAUUAAAAAUACCAAUAUAGCCUUCUAAAGAGUUCUGAGAAUUUGAGUAAUGUUGUUCUUACAUGAACAGGGUCUAAAUGUCAAGAUUGCUGAGAGUAUCUUUGUCGCGACAGCCUUACUGGAACGACGCUGUCUGAUCACUGUGUCCUAUAGUGCUUGGUUCUGAUUACUGAUGCUCAUUGACAAACACUGUGUCAUAUCUAAUUGCAUGGAAAGGUUUUGCCAGCAUGGCGGCCAGCAGUGAUCACGUUGUAAAAAUUAAUUAAAGGAGGAUGGAGUCGGAUUUUUGCAGGGCACUGGGAGAUCCUGUCUUUACACAGACGGAAGGCAUCCACAUGCAUCCCAGUAUGACUCGCGGUCUGUUGGCCAGUUAUGUCACUGGGGAAGGAGGGUUGUCCAUGCUCCUAUGCGUACGUUCACGUGGCAUGGGACAUGUGUGAGGACUUUAAUGCUGCUGUGUCUAGUAGGGUUGGAAAUCUCGAUUCUUUUCAGCGAAUCUCUUCGUAUAAGUUCCUCCAAUUUAGAUUCGUUCAGAUUCAUUCACUGAUUCUUUCAAUUGUGAAACAUACCCUUUCUAAAUCAGGGAGUGGCUUGUUUUUAUUUUUAGGUCGAUUAUAUGUGUCUGUGAUUAUAAAUGUGUAUAUUUGUUUUAAAUGUAACCUUUAAUAAUUAUUUAUAACUUCCGUUAUAGUAGCCAUACUGAACAUCGGAUGUCAUUGAAAGAACUGAACAAAUUACUGCAGUAAUCCAUUUCAUUUGCUUGAAGUAUUCAUUCAAAAACAACAAAUUAUUCUUGCACAAUAAGUAUUGUCUCGAUCUGAAUUCGCAGCUGAAAUAAUGUUUUGCCUUUUGAUUUAUAUUCUGAUUCCUUUGUAAUACAGUAACUAUUCACUUGUGUUUUGUUUUUCAAUGCAGACUAGCCUUAAGAUUAUAGUAUGUGUAACACCCUCUAAUAUGAUUUAAAAAUGUUUGUUUUUACCGAUAAUGAUUCAAGUCUCCAUUUUAUUUUGCAUCAAUUAAGCCCUAAUCAGCGGCUGUAGUAUUUCAGUGGCGUUGUCACAUUCUUCUUUUCUGUGCUCUUUUUGUCGUGUAGAAAGUGAUAAUGUUGUCUUCCAUUUCGCCAUGUCAGAUUACCAUGUGCAACAAUGUGACGUUCCAUUGAAUAUUUCAAUGUAUUAUCACAGUAUUGCAUUAAAAAUGUAUUGCAGUAUGGUGAGAAUGUUUCCCAUCCGUACGACACCCUAAUUUUUUAAUAUUAAACAAAUGAAAUGAAAAAUGUAAA